This is a messenger RNA of Microsporum canis CBS 113480, 1659 nucleotides long. RefSeq names its product proline-specific permease. The record is from RefSeq and is a predicted model, not a curated record. NCBI's taxonomy places the organism in Eukaryota, Fungi, Ascomycota, Eurotiomycetes, Onygenales, Arthrodermataceae. Gene Ontology annotation, biological process: amino acid transmembrane transport. The coding region runs from base 1 to 1659 and encodes 552 amino acids. Gene Ontology annotation, molecular function: amino acid transmembrane transporter activity. Gene Ontology annotation, cellular component: membrane. The transcript is spliced from 2 exons.
AUGGACGAUAUCAAGGACGGCGAACAAGCCAAAGCAGGCAGAUGCAUCCCGGCCGCAGCAGACGGGGACCUUCGAGGACCUAAGCGCGCAGAGCUCGAGCGCGGGCGGAGGAACGUUGGCACCCUGCACCGCCAACUCAAGGCGAGACACAUCCAGUUCCUCGCCCUGUCCGGUGCGAUUGGGACCGGUCUCUUUGUGGGCAGCGGCCAGGUGCUCUCGCUCGCUGGCCCCCUCUCUGCGUUUCUCGCCUACCUCAUCACGGGCGCCAACCUGUACGCCGUCAUCAACAGCCUGGGCGAGAUGGCCACCUGGCUGCCGCUCCCGGGUGCGGUUCCGGUCUAUGCAGCUCGAUAUGUAGACCCUGCGUUGGGCUUCACCUUGGGCUGGAACUACUGGUACCAGCUAGCCAUCGGGGUGCCCAUCGAGAUCAGCGCCAGCGUCCUCGUCAUCGACUACUGGCCAAACCCCGUCCCCGGGUGGGCGUGGAUCACCCUCUUCCUGCUGCUGCUCGUCCUGCUCAACGCCAUGCCGGUCAGGUACUAUGGCGAGACAGAGUUCGUCUUUGGCGCCGUCAAGCUCACCACCAUCGUCGGCCUGAUUAUCCUCAUGUUUGUCAUCAUGCUGGGGGGCUCGCCUACCCAUGACCGCAUAGGCUUUCGAUACUGGCAGAGCCCAGGCCCGAUGGCAGAGUAUCUCAGACCCGGCGCCCUGGGCAGGUUCCUCGCCUUCUGGAAGGUCUUCAUCCAGGCUACCUUCAGCUACGGAGGCAGCGAGAUGGUCGUCAUCGCUGCGGGGGAGACGCAGAACCCACGCAGGAAUAUCCCCAAGGCCGUCCGCCGGGUAUUUUGGCGCAUCCUGCUCUUCUACGUCCUCGCCAUCUUCCUCGUGGGCAUGUGCGUCUCGUCCGAGGACGAACGUCUGCUCAAUGCUCUCCGGGCCGGUGCCCCCGGGGUGGGCGCCAGCCCCUUCGUCAUCGCCAUCGCAAACGGCGGCAUCCCCGUCCUGCCACAUAUAAUCAACGCCGUCGUUCUCUCCUCUGCAUUUUCAGCCGGCAACACCUUCUUCUACGCUGCCACCCGUGUGCUCUACGCCACCGCCCUGGACGGCAAGGCGCCCGCCUUCCUCCGCUACGAGAGGUUCGGUGUCCCCUACGCCUGCGUCGGCGUCACCACCGCCCUCAGCCUGCUCGUCUACCUGAACGUCACCUCCAGCGCCAGCGAGGUCUUCUUCUGGAUCAGCAACCUCAGCUCCGUCAGCACGCUGCUCAUCUGGGCCUCCAUCUCAGUCACUUACAUCCGCUUCUACCACGGCAUGGCCAGCCAGGGCAUCCCUCGCUCUGCCCUGCCAUAUCGGGCUCCUUUCCAGCCCUACCUUGCCUGGUUUGCAGUCGUGUUCUGCACUGUCGUAGCCUUCUUCAAUGGUUUCGAUGCAUUUUUCCCCGGUAAAUUCAGUGCAAAGACAUUCAUACCCCCUUACAUAGACAUUCCCAUCUUUGCAGGCUUGUUUCUGAGCUACAAGUUCAUUUACCGCACCAGAUUCGUCCAGCUGCACGAGAUGGACUUCUUCUCCGGCAAGGAAGACAUUGACAGCCUCGAGACGACAUGGGUAGAGCCGGUCGCGAAGAACUUCCUACAACGGGUCUGGUUCUGGAUUGCUUGA